This is a messenger RNA of Mugil cephalus (flathead mullet), 1087 nucleotides long. RefSeq names its product sialic acid-binding Ig-like lectin 7. The record is from RefSeq and is a predicted model, not a curated record. NCBI's taxonomy places the organism in Eukaryota, Metazoa, Chordata, Actinopteri, Mugiliformes, Mugilidae. Bases 182 to 1087 code for a protein of 301 amino acids. The transcript is spliced from 5 exons.
UCUCCUUUUGGGGUGUUUCCUUCAAAUGACCACUUCCUCAUUCUCCAAUAGUCUCAAUCCAUGUUAGUUCCGGUUUUAAAUGUUCUGUAAUUGCACAUUCAGUUUGACACGGUAAGCUGAAACGAUCCCUUGCUGAUAAGGAGUUUGCUGUCAAGCCUUAACACUGACGACCCUGACAUCGAUGGAAACAACAUCAGGGACAGAAGACUGCCAAAAAAAGAUGAUUUUUAUCUACGUGAUUCUUUGCCUUCAUGUGAUGGUCAGCCACUGCCAGCCUCAGUGUGCCAAAGAAACUCCUGACGAUAAGGAUUUUUCACUAAAUGUGACUGAACAUGUUGCUGUGGAGUCUGGGGAAUGUAUAAGGAUCUCUUAUGAACUGACCUUUCUAACAAGCAAAGUUUCAGCCCCCUAUACAAAGACAUGGUUUAGGCAAGAUAAUUCAAAUACUUUAUAUAAGGCAUUUGUCAGCGAGGUGAAGUCUGAGUCAGAAGCCUCUUUCACGAUACGGGGUCUACCACGUGGAGAGUACGAGUAUGGCUUCAAACUGGAAUGGGGAUGUAAUCAGACAUAUGUUUUCCCCAAGAAGGUUCACAUCUCAGUCUCUGCAUCAACCCAAAAACCUACUGUUCGGGUUCCUCCCAUGAAGGAGGGAGACGUUAUCGGAUUAAAAUGUCGUCCUCCUCAUUUCUGCUCUAAAAUAACAAAUGUCUAUUGGAAAUGGACACAGACUGAUGGACAAUCUGAAGUUCUUCAAAGGGACUUUUAUACCACUUCUCAUCAUGAUUAUGAUCAUUAUUACUCAAGAAGACCCUUUCAUCCCUUAAGUCGCCGUGAAAACCUAUUACGCUUCCUUCCUACCGCAUAUCAUCACAACACCAACAUCACAUGUGUGGUGGAAUAUGAUGAUGGCGCUGUUGAGACAACUGUCACCAUGACUGUGAAAUUUCCUCCUAAAAUCCUGCCUGGUUCCCAGUGCAUUUUUAAAGGGAAGCUGCUGGUCUGUGAGUGCAUCAGUCGGGGGAAUCCUCAUGCCACCGAUCACCUGGCCUUUGGCUCCACUCACAGAUUACUCAGUCACCAGCUCUAG